Amphibalanus amphitrite is the source of this 1949-nucleotide messenger RNA. RefSeq names its product ankyrin repeat and SOCS box protein 10-like. Gene Ontology annotation, molecular function: protein binding. NCBI's taxonomy places the organism in Eukaryota, Metazoa, Arthropoda, Thecostraca, Balanomorpha, Balanidae. The transcript has 5 exons. The record is from RefSeq and is a predicted model, not a curated record. Gene Ontology annotation, cellular component: nucleus; cytoplasm. The coding region runs from base 182 to 1216 and encodes 344 amino acids.
GACGGCGGCAGGUGGCGGCGCGGGCCGCGGCCGGCCAGUGGCGGCACGUCGGUACCGUCGUCGGGAGCGCUGGCCGGCCGUCGACCCCGCGUCACUCGGUUAGUGGGUCAGCGCACAACGCGCCGCACCGCGCCGCCGCCGCCGCCGUGCGGACACGCUCAAAGAGGAGCUGGCCUGUUCGAUGCUGGAGCGGAGCGCUGACCCGGCCGACGGGGACAGUCAUGGGCCGCUGCUGCCGGCCGCCUGCUUCCUCGGAGAAUGUCAGCACCGCCUCAGCUCGCUCCAACGCCAGCUGGACGCGCCGCCGCUCAAUAGAAAAGCUGCGGAAGCCUCCCUGGAAUCUCCCCUCUCCCUGCUCCUCGGAUACAGCACUGUUCUUCACAAGCCCGCCACCUGCGCUCAUAUCGAGGACUCUGUGACAUCGCUCCACCGCGCCUGUGCCACGGCCGACCCGCGACCCAGCGUCAGAGACCUCUGUCGGCGACAUCCGCAACUAGUGAACGUCCAAAACGGCUCCGGGCAGACACCGCUUCACGUACUGUUUCUUUACCAGAGCCGCGGCCCGAGCUGGCCGGUUCUGGACGAGUGCGUCACCUCUCUGCUGGAGGCCGGCGCGCGACUGGACGCUGCAGAUCAGGAGGGCGACACGCCGCUCCUCUACCUGCGCUCGUUCGUCACACAGGGCCACCACGAGCUGGCGGCGCGGCUCGCCGAGCGGCUGGCCGCCGCCGGCGCCGAUGUGAACGCCGUCAACGGUCGCGACUCGACGCUGCUGAUGUACGCCGCGCAGCAGCUGGACGCGGCGGCGUCCCUCACCCGGGCGCUGCUGAACGCCGGCGCCGAGGUGCGCGUGCGGCGCGCGUCCGCGUUCUGUGCGCUGCUGCGCGGUGUCGUCCAGCGGCGCCGGCUCGAGGACUGCGAUACCACCCUGGCGCUGCUCUGUCGUCAGAUGGCGCGGCGGCCGGCCGAAAUGCAGCGGCACGUUCUUGGAGCUAUGGUCAGCCAGGGCCAGCACAUUCGUCUGCUGGGGCCUGUGUUUCUGGAGCUCAAAUCGCGCAUCCGCCGGUACUGGAGCCAGCCGGCUGAGCUGCGCCACCUCUGCUGCGAGGAGGUGCGCCGUAACCUGCAGCAGGGCGGCGGGAUAGCCGCCGGAGUACACCGGCUGGCUGUGCCGCCGGCGCUGCAGCGCUGUAUCACGCUCGAGGACAUCUCGUGAGGCCGUGUCCACCGCCGGUGGACGGUGUGGACAGUGGAAGGUGGACGGACAGUGGUUGUGCCGCCCUGGGGCUGUGGACAACGCGACAUGACGCGACGCAAUGUGUAUUUUUGUAAGGCAUGGCUGUUCUCCGCGCGCGACCCGUCGUGAAGACUAGUCAGUAGUCACUUCUCCCGGGAGCUCCGGGACCACCGCCGAGCAGGCGACGUCGCUCGAUGACGUCACACUCGAUGACGUCACACCCACCCGCACCAUAUCUUCCCGAGGGCUUCCGCGCGGCGGCGGCAGCGCUGUUCCGCCGCGGUGAGCUGUGCGGCCCGACCGCGAGUUACCAGAGCUGGAGCGUUUGGGCAUCGCAGCAAUGAACUACCAAAGUACAACGCGACGUGUUCCGUGUGAGAGCUAAGUGAGAGCGAGUGAGAAAUGUGAGCGAGUGAGCGUCGGCCGCGAUUGGCCUUCAGUACCUGGAGAUAAGACUGCGGCGGGCGUACGCAGUCGAUCACGGGCAUCCGACGGGCUGAAUGGGGGGGGGGGGGUUAGGGGGCAGGGUCGGGUCGGGUCGGGAGGUCACAGGGUCAACUGAGGGCAGCCGGUGUCCGGGAGCGCGCACUGUCAGCGUUCGCUGACUAUGAUCAUUGUGUUCGCUUGGUAAAGCACUGCCCAUCGAUGCGCGCGCUCCUUCUGUUUUGUAUGUGCAAAUGUGCAGCGUCGAAUACACUUAUUUAUUUAGAAA